AUGGAUCGUUCUCCAGUCCCCUUCCCGUCCUUGCUCCAUCAGGCAGAAGAGUCGCAAAACAUGGACUCGCGCCCCGCGAUUCCUUCACGCGUGCAUUCCUCUCCGUCUCUUCCCAAUCUUUGGCUUCCCGCUCAUAAUGGCCCGCUUCCUCACCAUCUGGCUCCCCGGCACCAAGUUCGCUAUCGCCCUCAUCUCCGUCCCCUCGACCUUGCUUCUUCUCCCACUUCUUCUCCUACCAAAUUGCGUGGCCCGUACGCGACUCCCGUCAAGGCUGAGCCUUCCCGCUCUCCUUCCCGCGUUCCCUCUAUGCUUACCCCGCCGCUCACUCCAUCCUCUUCCUUCAACUCCAACACUCACGAGGCGCCCUCGACUCCGCCUGAGGCAACCUCUCCGCUCCGCUGGAUCCACCAUGCGGUCGACUCCUUCUCCGACACCACUCUCAUCGCUGAUGCAGAUUAUUCUCCUACCAGCUUGAAGGGAAAUCGCUCGCUCCCCAGGGCCGGAUAUCUCACUCCCUCUAGCGGCCGUACGCACUCCAUUUCGUCAGAUGGCGAACCCAGCUAUUCUCCAGGUCUUUCUGGGCAAUCUGACGCAGCAGAUCUGGCUUCUGCAUUGGCUGCAGGUAUAUCCGACUUGGACUUGACCCCCCGCGACGAGAGGAAGCUUGCACUGAGCCAAGAGCACCCAUUGGAUGCGGUUAAUGACUUGAGAGUCACCGAGACGACUCCGAGUCGGUUCUUGAUGGUCAAGAAUGUCCCUCCCUCUACCUCUUUCGCGACGCUGCGGAUGGCGUUUUCGUCGAUGGGAGACAUCAAGGGCAUAUUCGUCCGUUUUCAGGUUUCUCAUAGUGUUAUCCUACUUGCCUUCUUUGAUGUGCGAGAGGCGACUCGCGCCAAGAGUCAGAUCUCUGGGCAGACCCUUCCGGGUUUGGAAGACGUCUGUCUCGAGGCGGGAUUCGUCACCGGAGAACAGCUUGAUAUUCUCACAGGCAGGUCCCCGUUCGUCACAGAGAUGGAUGGGGCCAUAUACGUCACUGUCGAAGACUGCGUCGUUGACGCUGCUAGCCUGCGCAAUGUGCUUGCGUCUUUCGGCGAGUUGAUAUCCUUUGAGGCCGUCGGAGCCGACCCGCAUGACCAGACAUACCUUGUAGAGUACUACGAUGUUCGCACUACGGCGUCUGUGUUCAAGCAACUCAACAAUCGCACUAUCCUGAAUGCUCGAUUGCGCCUCUCCAGGAAGGACACGGACCGAUAUCAGUCCGCGGACGACUCUUUAUUGGCAGCCGGUAGUUCUCAUCAGCCGGCCAUGUUCUCGCUGAAUGGUACAGCUCAGCAAGAGACUGAACGCUCUUUACAAGGGAGAGUGAGACCUCGCAGCGUCAGUGCCAGUGAAACCAUGGGCGCUCCUGAUGCCGUUUAUAGGUCGUGGAAGGGACGGGAGUCGCCUACAGAACACGGCAGGCGUCCUUCCAAUGAUCUGUUCUUUGACGCUAUUGGAAAGACUAGCGCUCUUCUUGAGACACCGUCCAGGCCAAGGAGCAUCAGUAUCGGUACUGACAAUAUGGUGCGGUCUACCCGCCCAGCGCUCGGGUAUAAUGCGAGUACUCCUGCGUACCACUAUUCGGAACACCCCUACUCUCAAGGCCAUUCUUCUGCCUCUGCCCCACUCUAUGCCGCUCCAUCGUACGCAUACUCGCAAUCGAUGUAUGCACCCGAGGUCCGAAUGUACGGGACCAUGGAUGCGGAUGUCGCGGCAAGCAGCCAUUGGGCGUUCGCCGCACCCCCUGCGCCGACGAUCGAGUACUACCUUCCUCCCUCGCCCCGCGUUGCAGCGUACCAGCCUUACCCCUCCACUCCGCGCAAGGCAGUGCACUCCGACCACCAGCGCCAGUAUCAGCAACAGGGGUACCCUGGACAGACAGACUUCGGCGGGAUCAGUGCAUACGGGACCACAUCUGACGUGCACGCCUUCCAUUCCUACACCGCCUCAGCGUUGGAUUUCUCUGAGCGAGACACGCAGGGUCAGCUGGGGGCAGCUAUGCAACAAGGCAACGACAAGAACCAGCUGAAUAUUGCGGCGAUUGAGGAGGGGAAAGAUAUGCGCACGACAGUCAUGGUCAAGAACAUCCCGAACAAGAUGAGCGACAAGGAUCUGAUGGCGUUCAUUAACAAGGUCUGCCCCAGGCGCAUUGACUUCUUGUAUUUGCGGAUGGAUUUCCAGAACGGUUGCAAUGUUGGAUAUGCGUUUGUGAAUUUCAUCUCGGUCGGCGAUCUGUUGCACUUCGCGAAGACGCAGCUUGGGGUCAAGUGGAACAUGUACUCGAGUGAGAAGGUCCUGCAGAUGUGCUACGCUACCUAUCAGGGAAAAGAAGCUGCUGUCGAGAAGUUCAAGAACUCCUGUAUCAUGGACGAGCGCGAGUCAUGGCGCCCCAAGAUCUUCUACUCCGAUGGGCCCAACCAAGGACUCCCUGAACCGUUCCCGCCGCCGACGCACCUCCGCCGCAAGGAACGCAGCUCGCAUAACCGCGGGGCGUUGUUUGUGCCGGGUGCGCACCAUGUCCAGGGACAGGGGCCGCACCGUGAUGGAGGUUCGACGUUGUACCAUUAUCGCGCACCUCCACCCAGGAUGUCGACGCGCUGA
This is a messenger RNA of Sparassis crispa, 2640 nucleotides long. RefSeq lists its product as hypothetical. The transcript has 11 exons. The coding region runs from base 1 to 2640 and encodes 879 amino acids. Gene Ontology annotation, molecular function: RNA binding. The record is from RefSeq and is a predicted model, not a curated record. Lineage: Eukaryota; Fungi; Basidiomycota; Agaricomycetes; Polyporales; Sparassidaceae.